CUUUUCGAUUGUAAACUGCCUUAGUUAAUAAUCCCAGGUCAUAGUCAUCGGCGCUGGUCUCGGUGGCUUAGGGGCCGCGAUAUCAAUCGCCCUAACCGGCCACAAAGUCCACAUCCUCGAAGCCGCCGCAGAAAUCGGCGAGAUCGGGGCAGGAAUCCAAGUCCUGCCAAACUCAUCUCGGGUGCUUUUUUCAUGGGGCAUGGAAGAGCAGCUCGCGCGGCAUGCAACCCGGCCAAAGCGAUGCAACUACCUCCACUGGAAGGGCGGCAAGAUCUCGCACAUGGAUUUCCACGAGUAUGCGGAAGAGUUAGGCACGCCGUUCUGGGACUUCCACCGCGCGAACCUGCAUCUUGAGCUUUUGAAUCGGGCGAAGGAACUCGGUGCGACAAUGGAGACUAAUUCAAAAGUUGCAAAUAUCGAGUACGAAUAUCCGGAGGAAGGGAGGACGAUUGCGGUCGCUGUGUUGGAGAACGGGAGCAGAAGGAAGGCAGAUUUGAUCGUUGGUGCCGAUGGAAUCAAUAGUAGAUGCAGAGAGAUUUUAUUGGGUCGUCCGGAUCCUCCGGUUCUGACGGGCGAUCUUGCGUAUCGGUUGCUGUUGAAUACGGAGGAUAUGAUGAAGGAUCCUGAGCUAAGGACAUUCAUCGAGAACCCGCAGGUCAACUACUGGAUGGGUCCUGAUGCACAUGCCGUAAACUACGUUCUUCGAGGUGGCAAGCUCUUCAACAUGGUCCUGCUUGUACCUGACGAUAUGCCCGCCGGUGCCAACACAGUCGCCGGUAACGUAGAAGAAAUGUGCGCCUUGUACAAAGACUGGGACCCGCGAAUUCCCAAAUUGCUUGCACUCUGCGAUUCGGUCUUCAAAUGGCGCCUUUGCAUCCGACCAAACCUCAACCCUACCUGGUCGCACGAGAGUGGCGCCUUUACCAUCUUAGGUGACGCCGCACAUGCCACGCUUCCAUAUCUUGCCUCUGGUGCUGGUAUGUCACUCGAGGAUGGCCACGUCCUGGGUCUCUGUCUCGGGCGCCUGUCAGGAAAGUCCGACGUUGAGAAGAAAAAGGCGCUCAAAGUGUACGAGCGAUGUCGACGCGAGCGCACCGAGAAGGUUGUUGCGCGUGGAAACCUACAGCAACACCUGUAUCAUGUGCACGAUGGUCCUGAACAGCAAGAGCGUGACCGCCUUCUCAAGGAGUUUUCAGUGUUCAAUGGCAGGGGGAAGCCGGUAAGCGAGCAGGAGCUACAGGAGAAGGGCUUGGAGGAUAAUUCCGAUCCAUUCCCGUGGCGAUGGCACGGUGUAGGCAAGUGGCUGCUUCCGUAUCAGUGUGAGCUUGAUGUCGAGCAGCGGUGGGCUGAGGUAGAAGGCGAGGCUGCCAGUAUGGGAUCGAGACGAAGGGCGAGCACCGAAGUGAGGGCGCAGUUGUAGGAGGCUGGUUGAGUUGAACGUACGAGACUUGCAUGGUUCGAAGUUCAGACGAAACAUCUAUUGUAAAC
Messenger RNA from Paraphaeosphaeria sporulosa, 1488 nucleotides. RefSeq names its product FAD/NAD(P)-binding domain-containing protein. The transcript has 2 exons. Bases 200 to 1420 code for a protein of 406 amino acids. Gene Ontology annotation, biological process: secondary metabolite biosynthetic process. Gene Ontology annotation, molecular function: monooxygenase activity; FAD binding. The record is from RefSeq and is a predicted model, not a curated record. NCBI's taxonomy places the organism in Eukaryota, Fungi, Ascomycota, Dothideomycetes, Pleosporales, Didymosphaeriaceae.